ACGUUGUUUGGAAAGAAAAUAAAACCUUGGAAAGUGUGAAAUGGUGGUGCAAAGAGCGAGGGAUAAUACGUCAAAGGCAAACACGAUUUGUUAUGGAUCACAAUCGUCUUACAAUCGAAAAGAAACCAAACUCAAAGAUGUUUGCUCGAGUAAACAACAGAACGCUUGUGUUCGAACCGCCGAGCAUAAAUCUGACCAACAUCGUUAUUCGUGCAAUGAAAAGGAGUCAGUCAAAAGGAUAGGCAAAGGUAGACCAAAAAUGCAACUUAGCGGGAAGAAGAUCGCGAAGAAGAGAAUGCUGCAUCCAAAAAUUUUAACGAAAGAAGAGUACGAGGAAUUUCGAAAGUACAGCUCCAUGACGAAGGAAGAACGAGAGGCAGCACUUAAAGCAGAGGAGGAGGAGAGGCAGAGACUUACAAAGGAGAGCACAGAGAGAAAAGAGGAGUUUCGUAGAUUAGAUCAAGAAAGGCCUCGGGAGAAGUGUCCGCAAUUGAUCGAAAUAGAAGAGGAAGCUAGGAAAAGGGCGAAACAUGUGCUCGAAAGAGCAGAGAAUAUGAAACUUGAACGAGAGGAGGAAAUUCAAAAGUGCAACAGAAUCAUUUUAGAGACUAAAUGUCGUGCAAUCAGAGAUGCCCAGAUAGCAGAGAAGAGGCUGAUUGAACUCGAAUUGGAAGAAGAAGAGAAACGUCUCAAUGAUAUGAUGGAGAAUGAAAGAAGAUGGGCAAUCAAAGAAGAGAUUAAAAAGGAACAGGACGAAGCGGUGAAGAGGCAAAAAUUUGCCAACAGUCUCAUGGAUCAAAUAAAGGAAAACGAAGAAAACAGGACGCUGGAGUUUGAAAGGAAGCAAGAGGAGAGUCGGUUAAUUAAUUUAAGCAACAUCAAUUGGCAACAGGAAGAAAUUGCAAAAUUGCGAAGCAAAGAAUCUGAAAAUGCACUAGUACGGCAACAAAUUGCUGAUGGAAACGAACAAUUGAAACACUUUAAGGCUAUGGAGGAGCAGGAAAAUAAAAUCAUUGAUCUUAGGAUACAAGAGUAUCAACGAUAUAAGGCAGAGAGGGAAGCGAAAUUGGCAGAAGAGCGAAAUUUGAAAAAAUUAGAAAAAGAAAAACUCAAAGCAACUGUUGCAACGCAGACGUUGCAAGCAAGAGGUCUACAGGAACGAAUCGAUGACUUGAGCGCUGCACGAAUUCAAGAAGAAGUAGAACGACAAUGGAGACAAAAAGAAAAAGAGGAAGCUCUGAAAAGAGCGGAGGCUCAGAAAUUGCUUAUGGAAGAAAGGAAGAAACAAAUAAAUAACAAACGAGUAAUGGAGGCAAUUGAACUAGAACGUGAGAGACGUGAAUUCGAAAAAAUUGUACGUGUUCAAAGGGAGGCUUUCUGUCGAGAACAAAAAGAACUUGAAAAGAAACAGCGGCAAGCGUUAAUUCAUAGGAGCGAAAUAUUAAAACAGGUCAAUGAAAAAGAAAGAGAACGUAUCGAAGCAAGGCAAAAGAUGUUCGAUGAGGGUUUAGCAAUUCGCACAGAAGCCGCUAUACGUAAGAAAAAGCUAUGUGAUGCAAUAGAGAGGAAAUGUGAGGAAAUGAAAAGAAAUAGAGUGCCUCAAAUAUACAUCAAUGAAGUAAAACGAAUGAUCAGUAAUAUACAAUAA
Frieseomelitta varia is the source of this 1648-nucleotide messenger RNA. Its product is annotated as cilia- and flagella-associated protein 45-like. Bases 41 to 1648 code for a protein of 535 amino acids. NCBI's taxonomy places the organism in Eukaryota, Metazoa, Arthropoda, Insecta, Hymenoptera, Apidae. The transcript is spliced from 6 exons. The record is from RefSeq and is a predicted model, not a curated record.